CCCCUGCAGUAGUGGAAGAAGUACUGCUUGGUGUUGUGGUUGCGUCACUUCGCCCCUCUCUUGCCUCCUGCUCAGCUGACUGAUGACAUUUGGCAGGAUACUUUCAAUCUGAGAGAAGUUGUCGGAAAGCAACCCUGUAACCUUCAUCAUCACGGACAAAGGGAGAUAAGUGUCCCCUAGGCAAAUCUUAUCUGAGCUUCGUCAGCAUGGCUCCAACUCUGUAUGAUGAGAAACCAGAGAUUGGGGACCUGAUAGAGAUCUUCAGAGGCACAUACCAGCACUGGGCGGUGUACAUCGGAGAUGGAUAUGUCAUUCACCUGGCGCCACCCACUGAACAGGCAGGUGGUGGGGCUUACAGCAUGAUGUCGGUACUGUGUGACAAAGCCAUCGUGAAGAAGGAGGAAUUGUGGGAUGUUGUGGGAACCGACCAGUGGCAAAUCAACAAUAUCCUGGAUAAAGAGUAUGAGCCGCGGCCAGCCCACAUAAUCCUGCGGGAGGCCAAGACCCUUCUGAACCAGGAGCUACCCUACUGUGUUUUCCGAGGGAACUGUGAGCACUUUGCCACUGAGCUGCGAUAUGGCAAGGCCCAUUCACGCCAGGUACGCAAAGCUGUUGAGGUUGGCGUCGGAGUGGGGAUGGCUGCGAUGAUUGGUGUGGGAGCUCUGGCUGUAGCUGCAGCCAUGUUUGGAGGUGGAAGCAAGCAGAAGGAAAGUAAGCGCUGAAUACAAGACCUACAGUAUCUUUCCUUGAAGUAACCCUAAGCACACUACCACCACCAGGCCUUUCUGACAAUAAAAACGCCAAAUUUCUCAUACAUUUGUCUGGCGUGGACCUUGAAAUAUAUCCGUGACUGGAGUAUGGAUCAGCUGACACACUGUCAGUCAUGAUUUGACAGAUUUGUAUAGGUUUUUAUCUCUCUCUCCAUGAUGGUGCCAUGUGUUGGUUUAUAUAUUGAUUACGCUGCUCUCUGUUAAUAUAAAUCUAUAUAAAAUGAAUAUGUAAAAACUGUUGACUCAGUUAACGCACAUCUUACUCUGUGAUAAAUGAUCAGAAUUAACACAAGUACUGGGUCUCCCUCCAACUCAAAAAAUUCAGCUAAAGAAACUGGACUCUGAGUUGUGCAGCUGUGGAUCAGCUGGAAUCAAAACAUAUGGUUGUCAGGGCAACUUUGACAGAAAAGCAAAAUAAAAUUGCAACAGUUGUCCAUUUCCAUCAACUUUUAUGCAUUAUACUCCAUGUGAAUCAGGAUUUAAUCCACCCUUGUCUAGAAUGUUGAUUUCAUAUACAGUUUUAUUUUACGCAAAUUUGUGAAAAAGACACAGGAUUUCCUUUUACUAUUAGUUUCUAAUCCAAGUUAAAAUUCACAUUAAAAAGUUGGCUGGGAACCCAGUUGCUGUCAGUAGGCAGAUCCUUUAGGCUACACAGCUAACAAUUGUUAACUAUUGAUUGCCAUGUGAUUGAUAAAAAGUGACUGAGUGAUUUUGUCAUCUACAAGGUGUCGGGUGUUUAAUAUAGUUAAAAGGGAAUGCAAAUAACAUUGCAGCAUUAUCUAAUAUUUGUUCACAGAAGACUGGAAUUUCAUAGUUGGCACAGCUUUUAUGUAAAAUAGUAAUGAAUGACUGUUUGUUAACAUUACAAUGUUUCUAUGUGAUACAUUUCAUCAAACCUUUUGUCGAAAAUAAAAUUGUAUGAAACCUGUGCAUAAA
Molecule: messenger RNA, 1706 nt
Organism: Sardina pilchardus (European sardine)
Lineage: Eukaryota; Metazoa; Chordata; Actinopteri; Clupeiformes; Clupeidae
Product: phospholipase A and acyltransferase 3-like
Exons: 5
Coding region: 207-722 (171 amino acids)
Biological process (GO): N-acylphosphatidylethanolamine metabolic process
Cellular component (GO): cytoplasm
Molecular function (GO): glycerophospholipid phospholipase A1 activity; A2-type glycerophospholipase activity
Source: RefSeq, a predicted model, not a curated record